Molecule: messenger RNA, 2005 nt
Organism: Closterium sp. NIES-67
Lineage: Eukaryota; Viridiplantae; Streptophyta; Zygnematophyceae; Desmidiales; Closteriaceae
Source: the annotation of a GenBank genome assembly
GACGUUCUCAGGCGCGUACUUCUGAUAGCUUCGUGCUGCUUCGCCAAUGGCGCAGCGCCACGUGGCCGCGACUAUCGCAGCGCGAAGGCGCUUAGUCCAUCGCGCAUUCCGGGUUAGCGAUGUCGUUGACGGCGCUUGUCGCGGCCAGCCGUACGAUGCGUUCGUCAGAUCCGUUGGAUCUCGAAGCGCCGAUCCUGAUCGGACGCUCCUCACAUCGCUCCCGAUCCUUCCCACCAGGGUCCGAUCGCAUGCAGCUGUUUGUGAAUAUAGCGAAAGCAUAUCGCCACUUUUCAAUAGCCAUACCUUCAACCGACCCUAUUCCCUCGCCGCAAGAACACCCGCCGGCGUUAGUGAGGGACCCGAUCGGAGUGAAUCUAGCGGCGGUAGGAUGAGGGGGCAGCAUUCAGCGGCGGGCGAGACGGCGUACGCGCGGAACUUGAACGAGUACAACGCCGUCGCGCUCGAGCUGUCGCGCUGCAGAAAACCAUUCCUGAUGCGCGGGCUGUACAGCGACAUGCUAAUGGACGGCGUGGCGCCCAACUUCUUCACCUUCCACGCCGCCAUCACGGCGUGCAUGCGCGCAGGGCGCCUGCAUGACGUCAUCUUCUUCUUCAACCAGAUGAAGGCCCGCGGGAUCACACCCGAUCGCUACAUGUUCAACUGUGUGAUGUCAGCCUGCAGUCGCAGCGGGCACACGGACCGCGCGUUCAGGGUGGCGGAGGAGAUGCAGGCGGCGGGCUUCGCGGGCAACAUCCGCACCUUCCAGGCGCUGCUGAGCGCGUGCAGCGCCAGCGGGCGCCACAUUGAAGCGCAGCAGGUGAUGGAGCGGAUGGCAGCAGAAGGGGUGGCGCUGAACAAGUUCUGCUACUCCGCGCUCAUCACCCUGCACCAGAACCGCCGACCCUUCUCGCCACACACCGUGGAGAAGAUCUUCUCUCUCUUGGAGGAGUCUCAGGCUGUGCCCACCUUCUCCCUCGACACUGAGCUUGCGGGAACCACCGACCUCAGCGCCGCACUGCCCGUGGGCCUGUCGCCCCUCUCCGCGCUGCACGUGGACAUGGAGGAGGAGCUGGCCCUUGUGCCGCAGGAGGGGGCGCUCUCAGACGUGGGGGCCUAUGGCGGGCAGGGCGCAGGGAGGGGCCGGGGAGGGGGAAUGAGUGAGCGGGGGGGGGUGGAGGAUGGGGCGGAAGGGGCGGGAGCGGGAGCGGGGAGAGGAGGCGGGGGCGAGGCGGUGUAUGCGAGUGCGGAGGUGGUGGUGCACCGCGCGGCGCUCAGGGCGUUCCUGGACGCGCAGCACCUGCAGGGAGCGGUGCGCCUGGUGCGGAUGAUUGAGGAGAGCGGCAUCGUGCCUGAUGCCGCCAUGCAGACGCUCCUCCUCAGGGUGCAACUUUUAGCCAACAAUGAGGCAGAGGCGCUCAAGCUAGCAGACAAGUACUACGGCGCACAAGCCCGGCCAUACAUCGAUCAAUUUGUGCAAGCCAUCUCGUUCAGUCUGAGGGACCAGCGCCCCAUUGGCAUGACUCUCGCGCUGCGCCUGCUGGCGCUCUUCUUCGCCCACGGCUUCUACUUCACUCGCAAGAAGGGCAGCCAGCUGCUGCAAGAGGCAAUUGCCACCGAUCAGGUGCGCGGCAUGGCAGCGGCGGACCUGCUGUUUGAGCACCUGGUGGAGAAGCACCAGGCGCUGGAGUUUGAUGCUGUCCUCGACUACAUGCGCGCGCUCCGGCGUCGGCAUACGCCGAAGACGGACCACCGUUGGUUGCUGAUCCAGGAGUUUAUCAAGAGGCGGCAGAGCAUUCGAGGACUAUGGAUGAAGGGGUUGCAAAUGGGUGGGCAUGAGGGCGAGUCAAGCAUGCCGCAUGAGACUGACGGAGUGGAGAAGGAUGAUAGGGAGGAUGACGCCCAUAACCACCCUGCUUUAUAGAGCUUUAUGACCUGACCAUUGUGAAACGUUUCUACCAAUUUUUAAAUGGUUAUUUUUCCCGAAUACGUACACCAGCUUGCACUG